Lynx canadensis (Canada lynx) is the source of this 4221-nucleotide messenger RNA. RefSeq names its product cap methyltransferase 2 (gene CMTR2). Gene Ontology annotation, molecular function: methyltransferase cap1 activity. The transcript is spliced from 2 exons. Gene Ontology annotation, biological process: 7-methylguanosine mRNA capping. Gene Ontology annotation, cellular component: nucleus; cytoplasm. Lineage: Eukaryota; Metazoa; Chordata; Mammalia; Carnivora; Felidae. Bases 90 to 2390 code for a protein of 766 amino acids. The record is from RefSeq and is a predicted model, not a curated record.
CGUGCGCAGUGCGUCUCUCAGGGCUCUCGAGCCGUCGUCGGCCGGCGACGCGCGGCGGCGCGGCCUGGAGAUUUUAAUUUAAUUUGAAAAUGAGUAAGUGCAGAAAACCACCCCUGGGUUCAAGUCCUGAGACAUUCAGCCCAGAUGUUGUUGCUGACAUUUUUGAACUCUUUGCCAAGAACUUUUCUUAUGGCAAGCCACUUAAUAACGAGUGGCAAUUACCAGAUCCCGGUGAGAUUUUCACUUGUGACCACACGGAAUUUAAUGCAUUGCUUGAUUUGAAGAACUCCCUAAAUGAAGUAAAAAACCUACUGAGUGACAAGAAAUUGGAUGAGUGGCAUGAACACACUGCUUUUACCAAUAAAGCUGGAAAAAUAAUUUCUCAUGUGAAAAAAUCUGUCAACGCUGAACUUUGUACUCAAGCGUGGUGUAAGUUUCAUGAAAUUUUGUGCAGCUUUCCACUUAUUCCACAGGAAGCUUUUCAGAAUGGAAAACUGAAUUCCCUACACCUUUGUGAAGCUCCUGGAGCUUUUAUAGCUAGUCUCAAUCACUACUUAAAAUCCCAUCGGUUCCCCUGUGAUUGGAGUUGGGUAGCUAAUACUUUGAAUCCAUACCAUGAAGCAAAUGACAAUCUUAUGAUGAUUAUGGAUGACCGACUUAUAGCAAAUACCUUGCAUUGGUGGUACUUUGGUCCAGAUAACACCGGUGAUAUCAUGAACUUGAAAUAUCUGACUGGACUUCAGAAUUUCAUAAGCAACAUGGCUACCAUUCACUUGAUCACUGCAGAUGGGAGUUUUGAUUGCCAAGGAAACCCAGGUGAACAAGAAGCUUUAGUCUCUUCUUUGCAUUACUGUGAAGUUGUCACUGCUCUGACGACUCUUGGAAAUGGUGGCUCUUUUGUUCUGAAGAUGUUUACUUUGUUUGAACAUUGUUCCAUAAACCUGAUGUACCUGCUAAACUGUUCUUUUGACCAAGUCCAUGUUUUCAAACCUGCUACUAGCAAGGCAGGAAACUCAGAAGUCUAUGUGGUAUGUCUCCGUUAUAAGGGAAGAGAGGCAAUCCAUCCUCUGUUAUCUAAGAUGGUGCUGAACUUUGGGACUGAAAUGACCCAGAAAGCUCUCUUUCCCCAUCAUGUGAUUCCCGAAUCUUUUCUUAAAAGGCAUGAAGAAUGUUGUAUGUUCUUUCAUAAAUACCAGCUAGAGACUAUUUCUGAGAACAUUCGUCUGUUUCAGUGCAUGGGAAAAGGGGAACAAACAAAACUAAAUACUUUAAGGGACUGUGCUGUUCAAUAUUUUAUGGAAAAGUUUCAGUUGAAGCCUCUUUCCAGAAAUAAUUGGCUAGUGAAAAAAUCUAGUAUUGGUUGUAGUACAAAUACAAAACGGUUUGGGCAGAGGAACAGAUAUUUUAAAACCUAUAAUGAAAGGAAAAUGCUGGAAACCCUUUCAUGGAAAGAUAAGGUGGCCAAAGGAUACUUUAAUAGUUGGGCGGAAGAACAUGCUGUGUAUCAUUCUGGGCAGAGUUCUCUCUUAGAAGGGACAGCUUCCAGUCUUGAGUGUCACUUAUGGCAUAUUUUAGAGGGAAAGAAACUGCCAAAGGUAAAGUGUUCUCCUUUCUGUGAUGGUGAAAUUUUAAAGGCUCUUAAUGAAGCAAUUGAAAAGUCAUUAGGAGGAGCCUUGAAUUUGGAUUCCAAGUUCUGGCCCAAACAGCAGGAUUAUUGUUCUUGUCAUAUUUUUACUGAAGAACUGAUAUUUACUGAGUUGUUUAGCCUUACCAAGUGCCUUCAGGAUGAGCAGGUCGUAGAACCCAGCAACCGAAUAAAGUGCCUGCUUGUGGGCUUUCCAACCCUCAGUGACAUCAAAACGCAUAUACCGUUGGAAGUUCAGUUCUUGGAACCAGCGGAACUCAUGACUUGCAGCUGUUCGUUGCUUCAUGAUGGAGACCCAAUUUAUCAGCAGCUGUUUUUGGACUGCUUUCUACGUGCGUUGCAGCAGCUUCAGACAGGAGAUGCUAUGAUUUUGCCUGUACUUUCUUGUUUUACGAGAUUUAUGGCUGGUUUGAUUUUUGUACUCCACAAUUGUUUCAGAUUCAUCACAUUUUCUUGUCCCACUUCCUCUGAGCCCCUGAAGACCUGUGCAGUCCUGCUGUGUGUGGGUUACCAGGACCUUCCGAAUCCAGUUUUCCAGUAUCUGCAGAAUGUGAAUGACUUGUUGAGCUCUUUGCUGAAUUCUGAUGCACCCCAGCAGGUUUUACAGUUUGUGCCAAUGGAGGUGCUCCUUAAGGGGGCACUGCUUGAUUUUUUGUGGGAUUUGAAUGCUGCCAUUGCUAAAAGGCAUUUGCAUGUGAUUAUUCAAGGAGAGAGAGAAGAAAUCAUCAGCAGCCUUCAGCUAUGAAAUUGAAACUUUCUGAGAUUUAACUUUAUGACUUCUUACAGUUUCCAUUGUUAUUGUAGUCUUUUGCUGUUAAUUUAAAACCUUUCAUUUGAGGGAAAGGCCAACUUUUGCAUCAUUGAAAGUCUCAUUAUUUCUGGAAAACCACCAGCUAGUUCUGAUCUCAUAUAUAUGCCCAUAGGCAUAGAGUUUUCCAUGUGGUGCAGUCUAUGCAGUGAUGAAACUCAACCUCCGACGUGAGAUGUGUGUGGGUGGAUGGGGUGGACACACCCAUACUUAUUUAAGCAGUUUUGUUGGUCGUACUUAUCUGUUUAAGAUUUGCACCCAUGUGCCUUCAUUCAAAUUAGAUUUUUUCCCAACUGAUUUCCUCAGUGGAUAAUGCUGUUAGUAAAUUGAUAGACAUCUUUGAUGAAAGGAGGUGAAAACCUCAGCUGCACUGGUUUUCUUUACUCCUGACCACGUCACUUAUGGAUUCGGGGAACUCCUUUUGCCAGAUGCUGAAUAUGUGCCAUUCCUUGCCUUUAGGCCACUGACCCAGUUUACUGGUGUGGUUUAAAUGAAGCUAGUGUGCUGUUUUAUAAAUAUUUCACUAACCACAGCCAUCCAGCUAGUCCAUCCAGGACAACUUCAAACCAAAGAUCAUGUUUAAAACAAUGAAAAAUCACUGUGGCUAAUACACACAUGUAUCACGAAAAGCUUCAUUUAGCAAUCGUAGUAAUUUUUUUUUUUUAAUUUUUUUUUUCAACGUUUAUUUAUUUUUGGGACAGAGAGAGACAGAGCAUGAACGGGGGAGGGGCAGAGAGAGAGGGAGACACAGAAUCGGAAACAGGCUCCAGGCUCUGAGCCAUCAGCCCAGAGCCUGACGCGGGGCUCGAACUCCCGGACCGCGAGAUCGUGACCUGGCUGAAGUCGGACGCUUAACCGACUGCGCCACCCAGGCGCCCCAAUAAUUUUUAACUUCCAGGAAAUAAUCUGUGAACUAAAGGAUUUUUUUAGAUUGCAAAAUAGUGUGUAAGGUCUCAUAUUGGAGAUGUAUGAAUGUGAUGAACGUAGUGAACCCUAAAGAAAAAUUUUAACACUUCCAUAAUGAUGAUUCAACAUUUCAAAAUUUUUGAUUUUAUUUCUUUUUUCAGUAUGAAAGUAGCACUUUAUUAAAAGAUUAACCGUAAGAUGGUUAUUUUAUCAGUUAUGUCUGAUUGCUUUUAAAUUAUAUGUAUUCCACCACGUAAAUGAGCUUUUCUGGCAAACUGUAUUAAGCAAAUCUUCAUUACUUUGAAAUUACACAAAGUGGAGAGUGUACUCUCACAUGUGCAUUUUAGACAUUUGUGUUAUAUAAAAACGAGGUGUAUUCUCUCAUGUAUUUGGUUGAUAAAUAUUAAUCUGAAUUUUUAGAAUGUUCUUUGCUAUUUUGAGCUACAUUAUAGAUUCAUGAAUAAAGUCAUUAGCAGAGAGAUUUUGUGUUCGUCUUUUUUAAAGAGAAUCAUGGGGGAAGUUAAAAAUAUAACUUGGAAACAUUUUUUUUUUUAAGGAAGGUUUGAAUGGGAGUUAAUGUUCUUUCAUUUCCUCUGAUAUGUAUUCAUUAAAAUUUAAUUCUUAAUAUUGUAAUAUUUAUGGAAUUUCUACUUCGGGAAAGAAACUGAAUACUUAGGGAGGAGAAGGGGGUAGAUUGAGUUCUUGCCAAAGGGGGUACGGAGGCCUGGAGGGAGAUUUCCAAAAGAAUUGUAAUUUCUUAUUGGUGGGUGACUUUAUGGAAACGGUUCCAGUUGUAUAAUGAUAAAAAUCUGACAGAAAAUUGGUUACUAGGAGAGAAUUAAAAAUCACUCUUGGAAAACCA